AUGCAACGUUCAGUUUCUUCAUCCAAAAAUGUCUACCGCAACCUCAUCCGUCAAUACCAUAAAAUACCAACCAAUGCCGCCAUUUUAACACGACGACAAGAACGACACCCAUGUGACGUGUUCAUUAACCACCGUGGGAUCGAUACAAAGAAGAAUAUUUCCGGGCUUUUAUAUAAUCAUCUAAUGAGUUUAAGAUUAAGGCCAUUUUUAGAUAGCAAAAACAUGAAACCUGGAGAUAAAUUGUUUGAUAAAAUUGACACUGCAAUUAGUGGAUGUAAAGUUGGGGUUGCCGUUUUUUCACCCCGGUAUUGUCAGUCUUAUUUUUGCUUGCAUGAAUUAGCCCGUAUUAUGGAGGCUAAAAAGAGGGUUAUACCGGUUUUUUGUGACGUUAAACCAUCUGAACUUCAUGCUAAAGACCUUUGGAGGUGCACACCACAUGAACUAGAUCGGUUUCAAUCCGCUCUAGAGGAGGCUAAGUAUACAGUUGGGCUAUCCUUCAAUUCAUCAAACGGGAACUGGCCAGAAUUUUUGACAACAGCGACCGAAGCGAUCAUCCAAAACUUGAUAGAGGUUGAAGAAGAGGAAGAGAUCAAAGAGAAAGGGCUACAAAAAUUAAUCAGCUCUUAA
Erigeron canadensis is the source of this 627-nucleotide messenger RNA. Its product is annotated as TIR-only protein-like. The record is from RefSeq and is a predicted model, not a curated record. NCBI's taxonomy places the organism in Eukaryota, Viridiplantae, Streptophyta, Magnoliopsida, Asterales, Asteraceae. The transcript has 2 exons. The coding region runs from base 1 to 627 and encodes 208 amino acids. Gene Ontology annotation, biological process: signal transduction.